This is a messenger RNA of Rhinolophus ferrumequinum (greater horseshoe bat), 5130 nucleotides long. RefSeq names its product adaptor related protein complex 3 subunit delta 1 (gene AP3D1). Gene Ontology annotation, biological process: synaptic vesicle budding from endosome; Golgi to vacuole transport; anterograde synaptic vesicle transport. Lineage: Eukaryota; Metazoa; Chordata; Mammalia; Chiroptera; Rhinolophidae. The transcript has 33 exons. The record is from RefSeq and is a predicted model, not a curated record. Bases 252 to 3854 code for a protein of 1200 amino acids. Gene Ontology annotation, cellular component: membrane coat; endosome membrane; AP-3 adaptor complex.
GCUGACCGGCCGCCAUCUUGUCCGCCAUUUGCAAGCGCGGCGAAGCGUGAGGGGAGGGCAGUGCGGCCUGCCCAGCGGGUUCCGCCCGCCGCCGCCUCUUCCUCCUCCUCGCAGACCGCCGCGGGCCUGGCCUGGGAUCCCGUCCCGCCGCGGCGGCAAGCACUCCGCGGGCGGCAGGCGCAGCCCCCAGACCCCCGCACGGCACUCACCCGCGAGCCUCCCGGGGCUCGAGCCUGCCGGUGGCCGCCGCGAUGGCCCUCAAGAUGGUCAAGGGCAGCAUCGACCGCAUGUUCGAUAAGAACCUGCAGGACCUGGUGCGCGGCAUCCGCAACCACAAGGAGGACGAGGCAAAGUAUAUCUCUCAGUGCAUUGAUGAAAUCAAACAAGAACUGAAGCAAGACAACAUUGCAGUAAAAGCGAAUGCGGUCUGUAAGCUGACGUAUUUACAGAUGUUGGGAUACGACAUCAGCUGGGCCGCCUUCAACAUCAUAGAAGUGAUGAGUGCCUCCAAGUUCACAUUCAAGCGCAUUGGCUACCUCGCUGCCUCCCAGUGCUUUCACGAAGGCACUGAUGUCAUCAUGCUGACCACAAACCAGAUCCGCAAGGACCUGAGCAGCCCCAGCCAGUAUGACACUGGUGCUGCCCUGACCGGCCUGGCCUGCUUUGUUACCCCUGAUCUUGCCAGAGACUUGGCCAAUGACAUCAUGACACUGAUGUCACACACCAAGCCGUACAUCCGGAAGAAGGCCGUGCUGAUCAUGUACAAGGUGUUCCUGAAGUACCCUGAGUCCCUGCGCCCUGCCUUCCCCCGCCUCAAAGAGAAGCUGGAGGACCCUGACCCCGGGGUCCAGUCAGCAGCCGUCAAUGUCAUCUGCGAGCUGGCCAGGCGCAAUCCCAAAAACUACCUUUCCCUGGCCCCACUGUUCUUCAAACUGAUGACCUCCUCCACCAACAACUGGGUCCUCAUCAAAAUCAUCAAAUUGUUUGGUGCUCUGACCCCCUUGGAGCCAAGGUUGGGCAAGAAGCUGAUCGAGCCUCUCACCAACCUGAUCCACAGCACGUCUGCCAUGUCCCUGCUCUACGAGUGUGUGAACACCGUCAUUGCAGUCCUCAUCUCCCUGUCCUCCGGCAUGCCUAACCACAGUGCCAGCAUCCAGCUCUGUGUUCAGAAGCUGAGGAUAUUAAUAGAAGACUCCGAUCAAAACUUGAAGUACCUGGGGCUGUUGGCCAUGUCUAAGAUCCUGAGAACGCACCCCAAGUCCGUGCAGGCCCACAAGGACCUCGUCCUGCAGUGUCUGGACGACAAGGACGAGUCCAUCCGGCUGCGGGCCCUCGACCUCCUGUACGGAAUGGUGUCCAAGAAGAACCUGAUGGAGAUCGUCAAGAAGCUGAUGAUGCACGUGGACAAGGCAGAGGGCACAACCUACCGGGACGAGCUGCUCACCAAGAUCAUUGACAUCUGCAGCCAGUCCAACUACCAGCACAUCACCAACUUCGAGUGGUACAUCAGCAUCCUGGUGGAGCUGACCCGGCUGGAGGGCACCCGCCAUGGCCACCUCAUCGCCGCGCAGAUGCUGGACGUGGCCAUCCGCGUGAAGGCCAUCCGCAGGUUUGCUGUGUCGCAGAUGUCCGCGCUGCUCGACAGCGCCCACCUGGUGGCCAGCAGCACCCAGCGCAACGGGCUCUGCGAGGUGCUGUACGCGGCCGCCUGGAUCUGCGGGGAGUUCUCCGAGCACCUGCAGGAGCCCCAGCAGACCCUGGAGGCCAUGCUGAGGCCCAAGGUCACCACCCUGCCAGGCCACAUCCAGGCUGUGUACGUGCAGAACGUCGUGAAGCUGUACGCGUCCAUGCUGCAGCAGACGGAGCGGGGCUCGGACACUGAGGCGGCCCAGGAGCUCACCCGGCUCAUGGUGGAGCGGCUGCCGCAGUUUGUGCAGAGCGCAGACUUGGAGGUCCAGGAGAGGGCUUCCUGCAUCUUGCAGCUGGUCAAGCACAUCCAGAAGCUUCAGGCCAAGGACGUGCCAGUGGCAGAAGAAGUGAGUGCCCUCUUUGCUGGGGAGCUGAAUCCAGUGGCUCCCAAGGCCCAGAAGAAGGUUCCGGUCCCUGAAGGCCUGGACCUGGACACCUGGAUCAAUGAGCCGCCCUCAGACAGUGAGUCUGAGGACGAGGUGCCCAAGGCCAUCUUCCACGACGACGAGACGCGGCACGCCAAGCAGCGGCUGCCCGAGGCCGACGAGGAAGAGCUGGCCCGGCGUCGAGAAGCCCGGAAGCAGGAGCAGGCCAACAACCCAUUCUACAUCAAAAGUUCCCCGUCUCCCCAAAAGCGGUACCAGGACGCACCAGGUGUGGAGCACAUACCUGUGGUGCAGAUCGACCUCUCGGUGCCCCUGAAAGUGCCAGGGCUGCCCACGUCCGAGCAGUACGUGAAGCUGGAGGAGGAGCGGCGGCACCGGCAGAGGUUGGAGAAGGAGCGGCGGAGGAAAAAACGGAAGGAGAAGAAGGGCAAGCCGCGGCGCCACAGCUCACUGCACACGGAGAGCGAUGAGGACAUCGCCCCCGCGCAGCAGGUGGACAUUGUCACCGAAGAGAUGCCUGAGAAUGCUCUGCCCAGUGACGAGGAUGACAAAGACCCCAAUGACCCUUACAGGGCCCUGGACAUCGACUUGGAUAAGCCCUUAGCUGACAGCGAGAAGCUGCCCAUCCAGAAACACAGAAACGCUGAACCCUCCAAGUCUCCUGAGAAAGAGGACGUGUAUGCCUUGGAGAAGAAGAGCAAGAAACCCAGGAAAAAGGAGAAGAAGCACAGAGAGAAAGACCGGGAGAAAAAGAAGAAGAAGGAGCGGAAAAGCGAAGACUUAGAUUUUUGGCUGUCCACCACGCCACCGCCUGCCGCUGUCCCCGGCCUGUCCAUGGAAGAGCCGGGGGUGAAUGCCGUGGGCACUGCCCCCGAGGCAGAGCAUGAGGAACCCAAGAGACUGGAGCAGGAUGACGAGGAGCAGCAGCAGGACCCGGAGAAGAAACCUUCCAAGCAUAAGAAGAAGCACAAGAAAGAGAAGGAGGAGAGACCCAAAGAAAAGAAGAAAUCCAAGAAGAAGCUACCUUCAUGUGACGGGGCAGCGGGGCCCGUGGAGAAUGGCGCACUCGAGGAGGAGCCUCUCCCGCCCAUGUCCAGCUAUUGCCUCUUGGCUGAGAACUCUUACGUUAAAAUGACAUACGACAUCCAGGGCAGCCUGCAGAAGCACAGCCAGGUCACCGUGUCCAUCGUCCUGGAGAACCAGGGCAACAGCGUCCUGAAGAACAUGGAGCUCAACGUGUUGGACUCACUCAACACCAAGCUGGCCCGGCCCGAGGGCUCUUGCGUCCACGAUGGCGUCCCCGUGCCUUUCCAGCUGCCCCCAGGCAUCUCCAACGAAGCCCAGUUCGUGUUCACCAUUCAGAGCAUCGUCAUGGCCCAGAAACUCAAAGGGACCCUAUCCUUCAUCGCCAAGCAGAACGAGGAAGGGUCCACCCACGAGAAGCUGGACUUCAAGUUGCACUUCAGUUGCACCUCAUACUUGAUCACAACGCCAUGUUACAGCGAUGCCUUUGCCAAGUUGCUAGAGUCUGGGGAUCUGAACAUGAGUUCAAUCAAAGUCGAUGGCAUUAGUAUGUCCUUCCAGAAUCUUCUGGCAAAGAUCUGUUUUCACCACCAUUUUUCUGUUGUGGAGCGAGUGGACUCCUGCGCCUCCCUGUAUAGCCGCUCCAUCCAGGGCCACCACGUCUGCCUCCUGGUGAAGAAGAAUUCACCAGGGAAACCAUCCAGGCCUGAAGGUUUCUUUUUGAGAGGUUUUUACCUACAAGUUCACUUUCUUUAAUAGUCAUAGGAUCCUUGAUUUCUCUAUUUCCCCUCAGGGUGAGAAGUCUGUGUCGGUGGAUGGCAAGUGUAGCGACUCGACGCUGCUCAGCAACCUGCUGGAGGAGGUGAAGGCGACACUGGCCAAGUGCUGAGUGUCAUUGGCGAGACUGCGAUGGAGAGAUACGUUCCAAGUGCUAGGUUUCUCCUGUCGCAUGUACUUAUCCAGCCCCGCGUUAAUCUAAAGCCGCCGUGUCACCAGUUAGACAUCGAGGUCAUGUGUUCAUUGAUUUCUGCUGUCAUCUCUUUUACUUUGCCCCUUCCCACUCUUUGGGGUGAAACCCCUUUUCAGUCCCCAAACCAGCAGUGGCUCCUGUAGCUGGGGCUGGCUGCAUGCCAGCCACGGGCUGCCCAAGGAGCCAGCGUGACCGCUGGCCAGGCCAGCCCUGGUGGGCUCUGGAUGCGGGGCAGUCAGCGGAUGGGUGGCUGGGAGGGGGAGCAUCCUGCUUUUGUGGAGUCAUCCUGUCCCACAAGCCCCCAAGUCCCCUGCCUGGUGGCACUUGGGGAGUGAAGAACGGGCCGGCUGCUCACCACGGUGACAUUGACAUUACCCGUCACCUGUCACAGUUGAGUCAGGUCCUCUCUCCCCAGGACACAUGGUGGGAAAAGGGUCGUGCAGGCCGCUGUCCAUUGCAUUCUGUGUCCCACUGUGGUGUUCGUGUGCCGGGAGGAUAAUGGCGGUGGACACCAAGGGUAGGGAUCCAUCUGGGACCCCUGACAGAACAGGGAUUUGACCUUUUUGUCAGUUUCCUUUCAGUAGAAUAUGUCUCGGUUGGCCUUAUUAGGGGCAACUUGUAGAGUGCUACAAUUCCAGGUCCCUUUCUCGUCACUGAAUGUUCCACAGGGUUUGUCCCACGUAUGCCUGCAGCUGCCAGGAGGGCCUAGUCCUCGGUUCCAUGGCCCUGGUGGUGAAGCACGUGUGUCCUGGGGAGGCCGGGCCCCUUUAAUGCACCUCCCAGGCAGGGCAAGGGGACCCUUCCCACCCCAGUAAGAUGGAACUUUCCUCAGAGAUGAUGGUCCUCAAUGACGUUUUAAUUUUCCUUUUGAUGAAAACUGUCACUUUAGCAUGUAAUCUAUUGCAGAAUCCUGUGCAGUGAUUCUAGAAUCUCAAAAAUUGUAUGAUGUGUUAUAUAAGAAUUUAUUUGCUGUCAACAUUCCCGUGUAAAGGAGAGACAUUAUCACGCUGCUGUCAUGAUUUUGUGUCAAGAUGAUCAAUAAACUUGCAAAACAUACAUUUA